AUUCACAAUCGGCCCAUUCCAAGUCUGUCAAAUCCAGCAUAGCACAUUUUAAUUCUCUCCAUCGAAAUUUCUCCGAUCUCUGAUCUGAAUCAGAGAGGAACAAAGACAGUGAAGCAAAUUUUCGCAACAAUGGUGGGAUCGUCGAGUUCGUGGUCAACUGCUUUGGUUCGUAUCUCUCCGUACACUUUCGCUGCCAUCGGAAUCGCCAUAUCUAUAGGCGUUUCCGUCCUCGGCGCCGCCUGGGGAAUAUAUAUAACUGGGAGUAGUUUAAUCGGUGCUGCGAUUAAAGCCCCUCGAAUUACUUCCAAAAAUCUCAUCAGUGUUAUUUUCUGUGAGGCGGUUGCCAUAUAUGGAGUUAUCGUGGCUAUCAUUCUUCAAACAAAAUUGGAGAGUGUGCCCUCCUCAAAGAUUUAUGAUCCAGAGUCCCUUCGAGCAGGAUAUGCUAUCUUUGCGUCUGGAAUAAUUGUGGGAUUUGCAAAUCUUGUCUGUGGGCUAUGUGUCGGAAUCAUCGGCAGCAGCUGCGCUUUAUCUGAUGCACAAAACUCCUCUCUUUUCGUUAAGAUCCUCGUUAUUGAGAUAUUUGGUAGUGCUCUUGGACUGUUCGGCGUGAUUGUAGGCAUCAUCAUGUCAGCUCAAGCAACAUGGCCUUCUAAGGGGUGAGUUCUUAUUUUGUACCAACUGGUUUUAGUAUUGGGUGGUUUAAUAUUUUGUUGUCUUCUUUUGCUUCGUAGCUUUGAUGGGUAUUUUGUAUUUUUGUCGCUGUAAUGCGAUGUAAAAUUAAAGAUCCUUUGGCAAAAACACUGAACAAAAACUGCUACCAACAAUCUAGUUUUGUAUGUAAUUUAUUUUUAGGUCAAUAAAUUGCGUUCUUGUUACUAUAAAACAA
Messenger RNA from Olea europaea var. sylvestris, 886 nucleotides. Its product is annotated as V-type proton ATPase subunit c''1. NCBI's taxonomy places the organism in Eukaryota, Viridiplantae, Streptophyta, Magnoliopsida, Lamiales, Oleaceae. The record is from RefSeq and is a predicted model, not a curated record. Bases 130 to 660 code for a protein of 176 amino acids. Gene Ontology annotation, cellular component: proton-transporting V-type ATPase, V0 domain. The transcript has 4 exons. Gene Ontology annotation, molecular function: proton-transporting ATPase activity, rotational mechanism. Gene Ontology annotation, biological process: proton transmembrane transport.